This is a messenger RNA of Moneuplotes crassus, 1086 nucleotides long. The record is from the annotation of a GenBank genome assembly. Lineage: Eukaryota; Ciliophora; Spirotrichea; Euplotida; Euplotidae.
AUGGGCUCUAAAAUUCAAGCAACUUUCUUUAACAAAGCAGUGGAUAAAUUUGAGGGUAUGAUUAAAGAAGAUAGAGUAUACACUUUCCGUAAAGGGAUGGUGAAAGCUGCAAAUAAGAAAUUUACUACUAUAAAAAACGAUUAUUGUUUAACAUUUGGUCCUUUCUCAGAAAUCAUACAAACAGAGAAUGAUGCUAAAAUUUCAAGAAAUUCCUUCCAGUUCACGAAGCUGAGUGAAAUAAUGAAAAAUGAAUUAGCAAUAACUCAAACAAUGAAGACUCAAAAGUUUCAGUGAUUAGAUUUCAUUGGAAUCAUCACAUCAGUUGGAGAAGUGGACUCGAUUAACCUUCGAAAUGGCCAGCAAAAAGAUAAACGUGACUAUGAAGUCGCAGAUAACAGCGCUGACGGAGGUCUUAAAGUCACUGUUUCCAUCUGGGGGCCUAAAGUGUCAUCUUUAGAGUUUGACGUUGGACAAGUUGUUGUUAUCAAAGACCUCAAAAUCAGCCCUUAUAAAGGAGUUUGUCUCAAUGGAAGUGAUACUAACUUCUUCAGUGACGCUACCUCUUUGAGACCCAAAGAAACUUCAUCUCUGAAAGCAUGAUACUAUAUAAACGCAAGAGUUGAGUUGAUCAGAAAUGAUCCGAAAAUGGUAUACAUGGCUUGCCCAACAUGUAGGAAGAAGCUCUACGAAGAAGACACUAGCAGAUCUAUGUAUAAAUGUGAGAAAUGAGAUAUAACAACUAAUGAACCAGUCCCCACCUAUUUCAUUUCUGUUAAAUUCACAGAUGGAACUGGCUCUCUUUGGACUAAGGUUUAUGGAAAUAAUGCACUUGAAAUCAUGGGAAACACUCAGCCUGAUGAGCUUUUUAAAAUGUUUCAGAACGAAGAUGAUGAAGAGAAUGAUGAUGUUAGGAAGUUUCUCAACACUUUGAAUUUCAAAGAGUACAGUGUGAUGAUAAGACCAAUCAUCAACAAUUACAAUGGCCAAGAGUCUCUUAACUACCUUGGCUCAAAUAUAAAAACAUAUAGCCCAGAGAAGAACAAUCAUUUCCUUCUCCAAAGACUGAGUCUUUAUCAGGACCUGUAG